Molecule: messenger RNA, 1011 nt
Organism: Capronia epimyces CBS 606.96
Lineage: Eukaryota; Fungi; Ascomycota; Eurotiomycetes; Chaetothyriales; Herpotrichiellaceae
Product: 3-hydroxyisobutyrate dehydrogenase
Exons: 3
Coding region: 1-1011 (336 amino acids)
Biological process (GO): L-valine catabolic process
Cellular component (GO): mitochondrion
Molecular function (GO): NAD binding; NADP binding; 3-hydroxyisobutyrate dehydrogenase activity
Source: RefSeq, a predicted model, not a curated record
AUGACUGUGGCUUUAGCAUCCUCCGCCCUGCGGCGGGCACCUUCACAGCUCUUCACUACAUACCGGCAAUUCUCGUCUUCAGCCAGCAGAGAAGCAUCAUGGGGUUUCAUCGGGUUGGGUGCCAUGGGCUACCCCAUGGCCAAGAAUCUGCGGGCCAAGAUCCCUGAAGGCGAUACCCUGACUGUCUUCGACGUCAACUCCGCCUCACUCGAGCAAUUCGCGCAAGAAGCAACCCCAGCUGGAGUUAUUCUUGCGAAAACCCCUCGCGAAGUCGUGGAAAAUGCUGACAACAUCAUCUCGGCUCUUCCCGAACCUCGCCAUGUCAAAGGCGUCUUCGAGGAGGUUCUCGCCUCGUCCCUGCCCAACGCUCCUGGCCAGAGUUCGCGUCUGUUCGUUGACUGCUCGACCAUAGACCCGUCGACCUCGCGUGAAGUUGCAAAACUAGUGAAAGAAAAGGCGGGAGCCAAGUUUGUCGAUGCACCAAUGUCGGGCGGUGUGGUUGGUGCCAGGGCUGGAACCCUGACCUUCAUGGUUGGGGCAGAAGAGGAAGACGUGCCCAAGAUCCGAGAGAUAUUGCUCUUGAUGGGAAAGAAGGUGUGGCACAUGGGGCCGCAAGGCACUGGUCUGAGUGGCAAGUUGGCCAAUAAUUAUGCCCUGGCAAUCAACAACAUCGCGGCCGCUGAAGCCAUGAACCUGGGCAUAAGAUGGGGCAUCCAAGGAAAAGCAUUGGCCGAUCUCAUCAAUUCGGCCACCGGCCGGAGCUGGCCCAGUGAGAUUAACAACCCUGUCCCAGGGGUCGUCGAGACGGCACCAGCCAGCAGGGAGUACGCAGGAGGGUUUGGGGUCAGUCUUAUGAACAAGGACCUUCGACUUGCCAUAACGGCGGCCCAGGAAGCUGGAGCCAAACUGGUGCUGGCCCAGAAAGCGAAAGAAGUGUACGAUGAGACAGAAAAGGUUCACAAGGGAAAGGACUUUUCCGUGGUGUAUAGAUGGUUAGGCGGUAAGGAAUAG